AUGUCUGUGAGGAUCCCAGUACUGAAAGAAGCUGUUGUUCCUGUCUAUGUGCAGUUCUCCAGGGACAAGUACAUAAUGGAGGGCACGCCGGAGAAACUACGCAAGGAGCUGGAGGAAGAGCUGAAAAUGGGCAGUGAGGAGCCAUGCAGCCACGCCUGGUACCAUGGAGCCAUUCCCAGACAGGUAACACACACACACACACACACACACACAAAAAUUAAAUCGAAUCAAAUGUUCUUUGUAACAUGCUUCAUAACAAACAACAGGUGAAUGCUUCCCAACAAUGCAGAGAGAAAGAAACAUUUAUAGAAAACCAUAAUAAUAAAAGUAAUAAUAAAUACACAAUGAGGAACGAUAACUUGGAUAUAUAAUGUACACAGGGUCGAUGUGCAGGGGUACGAGGUAAUUGAGGUAGUAUAUCUACCUCAAUAUAAUAAAGUGACUAGGCAACAGGAUAGAUAGAAAACAGUAACAGCAGCAUAUGUGAUGAGUCAAAAAAGUUAGUGCAAAAAGGGUAAAUGCAGAUAGUCCGGGUAGAUAUUUGGUUUACUAUUUAAUUAACUAUUUAGCAGUCUUAUGGCUUGGGGGUAGAAGCUGUUCAGGGUCCUCUUGGUUCCAGACUUGGUGCAUCAGUACUGCGUGCCAUGAGGUAGCAGAGAGAACAGUCUAUGACUUGGGUGGCUGGAUUCUUUGACAAUCUUUAAGGCUUUCCUCUGACUGCCUGGUAUAGUGGUCCUGGAUGGCAGGGAGGUUGGCCCCAGUGAUGUACUUGGCCAUACGCACUACCCUACUAUACAUGUACAUUGCAGUCUAGCAGAGCUACAGAGUGCCUACAAAGGUGAUUGCACCCUUAAGGAGAUACCAUUUGCAAUAUCUUUUUAUAAAUUUUUUUGAUUAUUUGAGGGGCAGCAAAUCUUUAUCCACCGAUCAUAGAGGGGGUAAAUAGGUGGUGAGUGUCUUGCCUGGCGUCGUGAGGGAGCUUUUUUUGGGGUGCAGAGCAGCGACAUUGAUGGCGAGUGGACUAGUGGAGUGGGAGCACAGCAGAGGGAGAACAAUGCCUCGUUGGGUAGGGAAUCAGGCCUAGUAGGAUGCCGACCCUACAGCCCGUCAGAUGUCUUGCAGAUGGAGCUUCACUGGAAGCCAGUGGUGUGCGGAGGAGGGGUGCGUGGGAACGGGUACCCAGGGCUGCGGCUCUGGAGUUGUAGGGUUUAAUGGCACAGCAGGAGCCAGCCAACAGCGAGUUGCAGCUAUCAAUGGUGCAGCUGUAUAACGUUUUGAGGAUCUGAGGGCCCAUGCCAAAUCUUUUCAGCCUCAUGAGGGGAAAUAGGUGUUGUCGUGCCCUCUUUACGACUGUGUUGGUGUGUUUGGACCAUGAUAGAUCCUUAGUGAUGUGGACACAAAGGAACUUAAUCUCUCAACCCACUCCACUACAGCCCCGUCGAUGUGAAUGGGGGCGUGCUCGGCCCUCCGUCUCAGCUUCUUUGUCUUGCUGACGUUGACGGAGAGGUUGUUGUCCGGGCACCACACUGCCAGGUCUCUGGCCUCCUCCCUAUAGGCUGUCUCACCACCGUCGUCAGCAAACUUAAUGAUGGUGGGUGAACAAGUAGUAAAGGAGGGGACUAAGCACGCACCCCUGAGGGGCCCUCGUGUUGAGAGUCAGAGUGGCGGAUGUGUUGCUGCCUACCCUCACCACCUGGGGGCGGCCCGUCAAGAAAUCCAGGAUUCACUUCAAGAGGGAGGGGUUCAGUCCCAGGGUCCUUAGCUUAGUGAUGAGCUUGGAGGGCACUAUGGUGUUGAACGCUGAGCUGUAGUCAAUGAACAGCAUUCUCUAAUAGGUGUUCCUCUUGUGAAGGUGGGAGAGGGCAGUGUGGAGUAGAGAAUAGAGAUUGCGUCAUCUGUGGAUCUGUUGGGGCGGUAUGCGAACUGGAAUGGGCCCAGGGUGUCUGGGAUGAUGGUGUUGAUGUGAGCCAUGACCAACCUUUCAAAGCAUUUCAUGGCUACAGAUGUGAGUGCUGCGGGGCGAUAGUCAUUUAAACAGGUUACCUUGGCAUUCUUGGGUACAGGGACUGUGUGUGGAGUAAAGGUCAUCUAGAGUUUUAGUUGCACAGGUGACAUGCUGGUAGAAAUGAGGUAAAACGGAUUUCAGUUUCCCUGUAUUAAAAUCACCGGCCACUAGGGGCGCCGCCACUGGAUAAGCAGUUUCUUGUUUGCUUAUGGCCCUAUACAGCUCGUUGAGUGCGGUCUCAGUGCCAGCAUUGGUUUGUGGUGGUAAAUAGACACACAAACACUCGCACACACACACACACACACACAUUCUCUGGAGGAACAACUCAGCUGCUGUUUUAGAGUCUAAUGAUUUAUUAUGAGCCUUAAUUUAGCUUGGGUCAAAGGAUUCUUGAUAAGGUUGGCUCUUUGUGAAAGAGGAUAGUCCAAUAAAAAGAUGGAGCUGAUAGAGGAGAGAGGCUUACCGUGAAACAUGACUAGCCCAGUGAAAGCAUGCAGAGAGGGGAGGGGUAUCCAGUUGCACACUGAUUUCAUUCAGGGCCCUGUCACUCCCGCUGCCUAUUGGUCACCCACCCACCGUGUAGAGUAAUCACAGCACUGCCUGUUGGUCACCCACCCACCCUGGGGAGGAAUCACAGCACUGCCUGUUGGCAACCCACCCUGUGGAGGAAUCACAGCACUGCCUGUUGGUAACCCACCCUGUGGAGGAAUCACAGCACUGCCUGUUGGUAACCCACCCUGUGGAGGAAUCACAGCACUGCCUGUUGGUCACCCACCCACCCUGUGGAGGAAUCACAGCACGGGUAACCCACCCUGUUGGGAAUCAAGCAAUGCGUUGGAACCCACCCUGUGGAGGGAUCACAGCACUUGACUGUUGGUCACCACCCACCCUGUGGAGGAAUCACAGCAACUGCCUGUUGGUAACCCACCCACCCUGUGAGGGAAUCCAGCACUGCCUGUUGGUCACCCACCCACCCUGUGGAGGAAUCACAGCACUGCAUGUUGGUAACCCACCCUGUGGAGGAAUCACAGCACUGCCGUUUGGUAACCCACCCUGUGGAGGUUAUCACAGCACUGCCUGUUUGGUCACCCCACCCACCCUGUGGAGGAAGCACAGCACUGCCUGUUGGUAACCCACCCUGUGGCGAGUUAUCCACCAGCACUGACCUGUUGGUCACCCACCCACCCGUGUGGAGGGAAUCACAGCACUGCCAGUUGGUAACCCACCCUGGAGGAAUCACAGCACUGCCUGUUGGUAACCCACCCUGUGGAGGAAUCACAGCCAUGCCUGUUGGUCACCCACCCACGCAGUGAAUCAGACUGGGCCGCUUGGCAACCACUGUGACAACCAUGCAACCUUGUCACCACCAACCUGACAGCAGGCACUCUGUUCAACCAGAACCAUGACGUGGUCAACCAAACCCUGUGAUGAAUCACACAACUGCUUGUUGGUACCACUGUGGACACGGACUGGCGUGGUAGCUACACCACCUUGGGUGGCAUUCACACAUGCAUAUUGGUGAACCCCCUGUGGUAAAGUCCAAGGCACGCUGUUGGUACCAUGUGGAGCACUGCUGUUGAAACGCCACGUGGGAGUCACGCUGCUUGGACACCUGUGAAGAUCCAGCACGCCGGAUCAAAUCAUGGGCGGAGGAAAGCACCCUGUUGGACACCCAACCCGUGGUAAUAGUGUGUAUGUAACCAGUGCAGGAAUCACGCAUGCCUUUUGGUCACACCCACCCUGUGAAGGAAUCAGCUGCCGUGAAACUGUGAAGAGAUCAUCAGACACCAUGUGGUCACCACCAAACAGCACUGCCUGUUAGAGUAUCACAGCACUGCCUGUUGGUCACCCUCCCUGUGGAGGAAUCACAGCAAACAAAAUAAAAUUAAAAUAAAUAUUUGUAACAUGCUGCGUAAACAACAGGUGUAGACUGACAGUGAAAUGUACUGGCGCUCUGAAAACAUGACAACCAUUCAAAACCUUCCACAUACCUGCACAGGGCAGGACAUCUGUUCAGACAGAACCAUUUCCAAGCUCAACCAAACGUCUCUGUAAUGACAUCCCACACAAUGCUUUGUUUGGUCACACUGUGGACUACUGUGUGAAUGGAGAGUCAGGGAGCUUAGACACUUUGGCUGGCAUUUCUUGUCAUAAAUAUGUGAAAACUCCCUGCGUGUCUAGAGGUUUCCAGAGGGGAGCUGUGUGUCUUUCAUGUGGACUGCUGAGUGAAAGCUACAUGGCUGAGGGUCGGGGCUUAGGAGGAGGCUGUGACAGAUCCCAGCACAGCAGGAUCAAAUCAGGGGGAUGAGGAAGACCACAGGUGACAUCCUCACACCCAGGGCUCUGCUCAAAUGAGUGUGUAUGUACACAGAGCAGUAAUCAGGGACAGUGUCCUUUCCUGUGAUCCAUUCUCAAGCAGCUUGUCUGAAACUGGUUGAGCCAGAUCAGAAUCAGACAAACAAGGACAAGUCAAAAACAGAGAGAAGUAUUUAUCUUGUCAGGUCCGUUCUACAGCACUGGCUGUAUUGAAUCCAUUGUGUGAGGCUGUCAGUUUGAUAUACUGUGGCUGAAUGAGGCUUGGCACCCGCUGCAUGGUUAAUUGAAAUGGACUUCAUUUCAGCCUUGUGCUUUCAUCAGUAUCUCACUAAGAGCUUGUCACUGAGAACUUGUCAGUGAGAAGAGAGCGUCCCUGACACACACACUGUGUCUGUGUGUGUACAUACUGUAGUACUGAGAGCUCAGACCACAGAGCUCUUUCUAUGAACCUCAGCCUCAGUGAGGAUACUCAGUCUGUCUCUCAGCCCACACACACAGGUCUUAAUUUGAUGGUAACGGCACAUGGGUGACAUCAGAUGUGUCACCUUGUAAGGGGAGUGAACCAGCAUGUAACACAGCCCAUCAUUAGGCAUUGUGAGAGGCACGAUGGCUCUGCCAGGCCCCCGGCUAGCUGCACACGGUACAGUACACACUCAUGUUUACCCACAAGACUGUGCGUCUCUCAACAAGAACUAGUAAGACCAGCUCAGCCCACUCCCAUUCUACCAUUAGACAACACACAUCAGCAGCUCCAGGCUUCAGGUGAUAGAUUUUUUCCAUGCCAGUGCAUCGGGGAUCUGUAUGUCAUACAGAAAAACACUGGCCACUCAAAAAGCUCAACGAGUUGCACUGGCUAUGAGAUUGUGAGACAGUGACAUAGAUUGCAAAAAUAAUCAAGUUGCACAAAUGUUUGAAAACACUGUCCAUCUCAAUUUCCAUCUACUUUCACAACAAAAUUUAUUCACAACGGACAUCUGUUAGAAACAUAUAAACAACAUUGCAUGGCUAAUGGAUUUAACAUGGAUCUUAAUAUCAAUGAGCAGUUUCAUGAGGUAUAAAUCAAAUUACUUUCAAUGCGUCAGACUGGCUUUAAAAAUCUAAAGCAUCACCUCUGUGUGUAAAAUCACAGAUGGGACCUGAAUAAGAAAUUGAGCUCUUUUGAGCUUGUCCUUGCACACACACACGCACACACACACACACACACACACACAAAUGCACACACAGCUGUGCUCAGUUUUAUGGCUCAGCCUGCACCUCCUCAGUAGGACAGAGACUUUAUGUAAGGACACAGAAAAACAGCAUUCAUGCUGCCAAGUGAUGCUAAUCAGGUUUAAUAAGCUCCUUCCUGGUGCUACUGCGGCCGGAUUGUGAAAAGAGGGCUUUUUAAAAGUUUAAUUAAAAACCCUUAACCUUCCAACUCCAAAACAUGAUUAUAUAAACAUAAUUACUUAGUUCAAUACUAAGUUAAUUAAAUAGGAAGGUAAUGAAAUGUUUGGAGGAAUAACAUAAGUGGUGGAGUGGAGUGUGGACCAAUGUUUUCUUUUAUUAUAUUAUUCUACUUUUUUUAUUCAGACAUUUUCAAAAACCAAACAGCCAUAAUUCACCUAUAGAAAGACAAUUUAUUUCAAUAAACAGACUGAGCAAAACAAAUACACAGGGUGGUCUAUUCAGGAAUCAAAUUACAGAGAUGAUUAUAAAACUCAAGGGCUUGUUUGUGAGUGUGGACCAAUGUAUGAGGCAACUACAGAGUUUCUACACAACACUGGGGGCUUGGACACUUGACCCUUCUGACUAUGAGAUCCUGUUUGGCUUGGUGUGGCCUGGGCUCAGAGAGCAUGCUGGGAGGUAUCAUGAUGUCACAGUGCAGUAACAGUAGUCCUAGAGAAAACAUUCAAUGAGCCAAGCAGGUUACUGAGAAGGCCAUUCAGUGAGAGGGACUAGAGCGCCUGUCGCCAACAAAUCCAACUGUGAGACGAGUGUGAAACGGAAAACACACUAGACACAGUUCCAACCGUGUGAUAUUGAAAAUACAGCCAAGUGUAUAAGCUAUACAGUAUGUCUGUGUGUAUGUGUCUCUGUCUAUGUGUGAUCAACACGUGUCCUCUGGUGUCCAGGUGGCAGAGAACCUGAUCCAGAGAGACGGGGACUUCCUGAUCCGGGACUCUCUGUCCAGCCCUGGGAACUACGUCCUAACCUGCCAGUGGAAGAACAGCCCUCAGCACUUCAAGAUCAAUAAGAUGGUGGUGGCCAUGAAUGAGGCCUACUCCCGGGUGCAGUACCUGUUUGAGAAGGAGGGCUUCGACAGCGUGCCCGCCCUGGUGCGCUACUACGUGGGUAACAGGAAACCAGUGACGGAGGUGGUGGGGGCCAUCAUCUUCCAGCCCAUCAACAGGGCCUUGCCCCUGCGCUGCCUAGAGGAGAAGUAUGGGGUGGCCUGUGUCCGUGUGGAGGCCGGUCUGACCCUGCCCGAGAGGAAGAGCCAGACCUCCAAACGCCUGAGCCUCAACAUCAUGAACGGACACACCCAGGACCAAAGCCUUGGACGUGGGAACCUGCUUAGGUUAGUAGGCUAUAUAAGGAGGUUCAGGGUUGUCUGCUCUUGACAUGGUGAAUUGUCAGUGUGUUACAAUGGUACAAUGGAGAUGUUUGCUUGCAGCUGAUUUAUUAUGGCAAUGAAGUUCAUUUUAUGCUCCUCUGCACCCAGGAACUUAUAUAGACACUGUACAUUCCGUCAUACAGGGGUUUCUCCAAAUGGAAAUGGAUCUGUGUAAUUGUCAUGUAUACCAUGCAAACAACACAUGUGCACUCCAAAUUUGUCACACUAAUGUGGGAGUCACAGAGAUAAGUAUACGUCUACAAUAAACCAUUCCUGAGGCAAAGUAAGUAAGGAGUGGUGUUUAGCCUGGAUGGAGAAUACCAACCUCUGAGCACAAUGCCAAGGCAAACCAGGACAAAAAAUACCCCAUGAAAUUACACAGUAACAUUUUACAUAAACACUGCACACAAUGUAUCAGGUUUCAGUAGGGGUUAGUUGUGUUGGUGUGCCCAGUGGACGUGCCUCUGUUGGUAGCUAAAGGGCUCAGUCCAAUUGACCUCUCUCUCUCUCCUUCUGUCUAUCAGGAACAAAGACAAGUGUGGAAGCCAGCCGGCGUGUCUGAACCACGUUCAGGAGAGACGGUGGCCUCUCAAAACCCACCAGUCAGAGAGCUUCUCCCUUCUAGGUACGGGAAGGGGGAAAGGAGGCAGAGAGAAGAUGAGUAGGGACGAGAAGAAGAGAGACAGAGAGAUAGAUAGCGCAGUAGAGAGAAGAGAAAUAUAGAAGUUGAUAAUCUAGAGAGUAAGAGGAUAUCUACUAUUACUCUAUCUCUCUCUAUCUCUAGCCUCUCUAUCCUCUCGCUCUCUCUCUCUUUCUCUCUCUCUCUCUCUCUCCCUCUCUCUCUUCUCUCUUCUCUCUCUCUCUCUCUCUCUCUCUCUCUCUCUCUCUCUCUCUCUCUUCUCUCUCUUCUCUCUCUCUCUCUCUCUGCCAGUGGUGCAUUCCAUUCUGCGACUGACACUGUAAUUAAGCUUUCUAUGCAGAGUCAGACUACAAAUAGACAGCAGCCCUCCCAGCAUCUCCACAGCCACACAACACAGACAUGGCUUUAGCUGUAUGUACUAGGCUGCAGUGUGCAGGUUCAGGUAAUGAUUGUCCCCUCUCUCUCUCCCCAGGCUCCAGGCCCCAGCCCCAGUCCCAGCUGAUGGAGCAUCAGCCUAGGCCCCAGUCUCCAGUGUUCAGGACGGGCAGUGAGCAGGCCCUCAGCCCCACCGUGCCAAGGAGGUUGGCCUUUGAGACCCAGGCCGGGGAGGCCAUCCGGGGCUCAGAAAGCCAGCUCUGCCCCAAGCCGCCCCCCAAGCCCAGCAAGGUGCCCUCCAUGAGGAUUCCCCGCUCCCCACGCCUGCAGCCCCUGGCCCCUCUGGCCAGCCCAGCCCCAGGUCCCCCUGUUCCUCCACUGAAGCCCAAGAAGCAGCAUCUGAUCCAGGCUCUCCAGCCUCCCCAGCCCCCCUGCCCAGAGGUGAACUACUUUGAGCUGAGCCCCUGCAGCCCAGCAGAGUGGGACAGGCUCCAGGCCCCAGGCUUGGGCCCCCAGCCCAACAACAACAACAAUAUCAACAGCUACGUAGAGAGGCUUAGGACAGAGGAGAGUGAGAGGAGCAGCCGUGGCUCCAAACUGGACCGCAGCUCCUACCACCAUGCCAUCGAAGCCCUGGAGAAUGGCAGCGAAGAGGAGGAGGUGGAACAAGAGAGGAAAGGAGAGAUAGAGGAGACAGGGGAGGAGAAAGAGAGGAGCUUCCGGCGGCCGGUGUUGGAGACUGCGUCUGCGUUCCAGCCGGGGGAGUUUGAAUCCAGGCUGCUGCCUGCAGAGAACAAACCCCUGGAGAUGAGUGUGCUGAAGAGAGCCAAAGGACUGCUGGUUCAGAAAGAACCCCACAUCAUCGCCAUGCACAUCCUCAUGGCAGACUGCCAGGUACUGCACUGCACUGUCCCACUACACCAUACCCAGAUUACCCACAGGACAUUAGAGCACUAGGCCUACUGUAUGUCUGAGCACUCAGGGCUGAAUCCCAAGUUGAGAUCAUAACAGAAAUGUCAGUGUACAUCAUGAAUUAAUAUAAACGGGAGAUUUGCAGGACAGUUUGUGUAAGCAUGAUUCAGGUCUCAUUCUUCAGCAGCAUCUAAUUUAGGGGCUAGACAGUCAGGCACACAGAGAGCAUCAGAGACUGAGACUGGCAUUUCAUUCAUUUCCUCUCGUUGGUAUUUGGCAUGUCCCAGACAGUCAGGUGCCUUAUGUCUGUCUGGGUGUGGUACUCCACACAAAGGGCCAAAUGAAACCAGUAAAUGUCAUUUAGUUAGAUGCACCAAAAAUGCUCUGCAGCCAAACCCAUGACUGGGUGUCUAGUCUUGAGGGAAACAUCUUUAUUAGUGUUGUUAAAAACAGCUAUGGUACAACGUUAUGUAAGGUGGCUGUGGAAUUAAAUGAAGAUGUCUCUUGUUUAAUUUAGUCAGAAGGAACUCAUGAUCAAUUAUAGGAUUUCCCCAAACCUGACCAUUCCAAAACACUUCCAUCCUCAUAUAGCUUAACUAAACCACACUAAUGCAAAAAAUGGUUAUGUACCUGACAGGUUGCUAGGGUACUUGGCGUCUCUGAGGAGGUGAAAGGUCAAAUGGGUGUGUCCUCUGGUCUGGAGCUGGUGACCUUACCCCACGGCAGGCAGCUGCGUCGAGACCUGAUGGAAAGGUAAACACACAUACACACCCAAACCCACCUGACACACUCCUCAGGUGAUAGGAAACCCACAUGUAGACACAAAAAGUCCACAGAGGUUAAAGGGACUUAUGACUGAACUCUCUGUUGUGUAACCCAGGCACCACACCAUGGCUAUCGGGGUUGCCGUGGACAUCCUGGGCUGCACAGGAAGUCUGGAGGAGCGUACCGCCACACUGAACCGCAUCAUCAUGGUGGCUCUAGAACUGAAGGACUCCAUGGGGGAUCUGUACGCCUUCUCCUCCAUCAUGAAAGCACUGGACAUGCCUCAGGUACCCCACUCAUUACAGCCAGACACAGUCCCCCAACCCCACCACGCGUUCUGAGAUGAGUCUUUAAAGGCAGAUGUCCCUAGGGAUAUUGUGAUUGUGCUGAUUGUUUCCUAACAUCUGUAUGCCCUUGACCCCAGAUCACACGGUUAGACCACACCUGGACCAUGCUGAGGAGGAAAUACACUCAGACUGCCAUCAUAUACGAGAAGUCUCUAAAGCCCUUUUACAAGGGGCUGUAUGAAGGAACAGGUAAGCACCUCAAUGGAGCCUCCUUGGUGCUCUUACUGACCUUAAGUGCAGUUGCAGUUUCUGACCGUGUCCCUGUGUGUGUGUGUAGCGGACAUGCCCCUGACUGGCACCACGAUGCCCCUACUAAUGCCCCUGCUCAUCUUGAUGGAGCGCCAGGCGGUGGCGUUUGAGGGCAUGGAACUGUGGGAGAGCAAUGACCAGGGCUGUGAGAUCAUGCUACGUCACCUAGAUGAGGCCCGCAGCGUGGCACACAACGCUGACGCAUACACCGCUAACACUGAACAUGUCCUGAAAGGUAAUACACUCCACACCUUCUGCUAGAGAUAGUGCUCACAGCUGUUAACAUUAUUUGCUAAAUAAAUGCUCUUGUCCAAAAGGUCACAGCUUUUUUCAUAGUGCCCGAGAUUGCAUAAGACACUAUAACAGAUGCAUGUCUAAGCUGGUAUGAUGAGCUACAAGGCUAAUGAUAAUUUAUUCCUCUUUCUGUGUGCAGACUUCCAGGCUGACGAGGACCUGCUGGAGAUCUUUAAAACAGACUUCCAGCUCCGUCUGCUGUGGGGGAGUAGAGGGGCGGCCGUCAACCAGAUGGAGAGAUACGACAAGUUCACACUCAUCCUAACUGCUUUGUCCAGAAAGCUGGAGCCAGCGGUCAAACACACAGAACUCUAACCAGAGCCUGUGGUAAACAGACUGUAUUAGUGAACACUGGUCGGUUGUAAAAGGACAUUCAGGCUGGUUAAGAGAGACAAACUGUGCCCCGUAUUGACUGGGAAUGAGGAACUGUUGCAGAGCGAGACUAUUGUAUUUUCCCAACCUGUCCAAUGGAGGGAGAGUGUGAGUCUGAGAUCCAAUUGGAACUCUUCCCUGGCAGUGGCAGGAUACUAACCUGAGUGUGUUGAUAUGAAGGGGAAAUAUUUCCCUCUGUGACGCAGGAAGGGGGUAGUCUGGUCCAAGAGCUGUUUGUGGUCUUGCUUACUCCAUUGCUGUCAUUGUCAAGCCAAUGGGAUGACAAUGAGUGACAGAGAGUUGGCAUGAUAGCAAAAACAAAUGUUCACCC
This is a messenger RNA of Coregonus sp. 'balchen', 11202 nucleotides long. The record is from the annotation of a GenBank genome assembly. NCBI's taxonomy places the organism in Eukaryota, Metazoa, Chordata, Actinopteri, Salmoniformes, Salmonidae.